Messenger RNA from Mizuhopecten yessoensis (Yesso scallop), 3597 nucleotides. Its product is annotated as mitoguardin 2-like. Gene Ontology annotation, biological process: mitochondrial fusion. The record is from RefSeq and is a predicted model, not a curated record. The transcript has 13 exons. Bases 147 to 1694 code for a protein of 515 amino acids. NCBI's taxonomy places the organism in Eukaryota, Metazoa, Mollusca, Bivalvia, Pectinida, Pectinidae.
AGGGAGCAGUCAUUGCAUUUGUUUGCUGACGACAGAAGGCCAUCACAAUGUUGCUGAAGCUGAAACAGGAAAAUCCGAGAAUUUCUCUGGAGCAACAUGACUACAGGAUGAAUUGAAAAUACAGCGGUUGUCUAAAAAAAGUGAUCAUGUCUUUGAACAAAUUAUGGUUUUUACCAUUCACGGAGUUUACUCUGCCUCCAAGUCUAAGAGUUACCUCCCCUGCCCGUGUGACCACCAUCAGUAUCCUAGCAGUGAUUGGAUUGAUUGUUUACUACCGCCGAUGGAAGGAUAAAAGGAAAAAUAAAUCUCGAAAAGAAGAAAGCAGGGAACAGAAUGAAUCUUCUUACAAAUCUUCAUAUUCAAAUAGCCCUAACGGAGAUGUCCUGAUGGGCCGCUUGAGAAGAGCUGACAGUCCAAGUGGGAGCUCUAAUCGCUCUUUGUCCUUAUUACGGACCAAGUCUCUAUCAGGAUCCACCUCAAGUCUGGGAGCUGUAUCCACCACCUCGACCAUCACCCAUCCUGUGGUGGACACUACCAACUAUGGGCCGGUACAGCUAUGUUCUCUAGGGUUUGAAACCCUGCAGCUGUCUGUCAAGUACUGGGAAGAUGCUAUGGUGAAGUUACAGAGUCCUGAUGAUUCAAGUAUACCAACAGCCAUAUUGGAUCCUGACAAUAUUGCCCUUCAUAAUCAACUCGACAAACUCCUGGAGAACGCGUACAGACUGAUUGACAGUUAUGAACACCAGUGUGAGCGUCAGUCAGAUCGUGUGGCCUUUGACACUGCCAUUGCUGCAUUCACGGAGGUGGACAGGAUGUCUGAGAGAAGGAGCUUGGAUGCCACAUCCAGCAGUGACCAGGAGUCUUUUGUGUCGGCCACUGAUAUGGCCAACUUGUCUGACUUGGAGACCCACAGAGAAAUGUUUCACCACCUACCAUUGUAUGAAGCUGGUCUCCUGGAGCUAAAACAUGGCUCUAUCACUUGUAGAACUCUGAGGACAGAGAUGACACAGUGUAUGUCGGACACAGAGUUCCUGGCCAAGCUUCACUGUAUCAGACUAGCUCUGGAUGUGGUAUUCCAGAACCAAGAAAAUAGGAGGUACUUUCAUCAAAUGGGUCAGCAGAUUUUGGGAAGUUUCCUGAUAAAAGCUGAUAGAGACGCUGAUGACUUCAAUCAGGCCUUUGCUAACAUGAUGGACUUUGUUGGAGAUGUAGGUAACUGGGGCACCAUUGAGGAGGAGCUGAGAGGACGAGGGGUAAAAUGUUUCUCCUUUUAUGACAUUGUCCUUGAUUUUAUCCUGAUGGACGCAUUUGAUGACCUUGCCAAUCCUCCAUCGUCUGUCAUCACUGUGGUACAGAAUCGCUGGCUGUCAAAUGGCUUUAAAGAAACGGCUCUAGCGACGGCUGUUUGGUCAGUGUUAAAGGCCAAACGACGGUUACUGAAGUUUUCAGACGGGUUUAUAUCAAAGUUUUACUCCAUAACGGAGCACACCAGUCCAGUAUUGGCGUGGGGCUUUCUGGGACCAGAGUCGGAACUCAAAGAUCUGUGUUACUGUUUCAAAGAUCUGGUUUUAGGAUUGAUAAGAGACAUUUUUAGUUUUGAGAAAUCUCGUUAUACGACUGUUGAAGCUUUGGGUGAAGACAUAGUAAAGUCGACAAGACAGCGUAUGGAGGAUGCUUCCAAGUUGUUAGCGUAAAGAUGACCACAUCAUCAACAUGUCUGUGAUACUUGUUUACACACUGUCUACACACUGUCUACACAACACUGACGAAUCAGAAAAUUAUAGUCCAGAUAUUAUAGCAUGUCCAGAUAUUAUAGCAUGUCCAGAUAUUAUAGCAUGUCCAGAUAUUAUAGCAUUUAACCUCCUUGAAAAUAUAAUGGGAGGUGUUCACCAUUAGAUCUGGAACACGUUGGUCAAUACAUCUUAAUGUAAAUGGCAUUUCCUCGAAGUGGUGCACUCACAUACAACAAUUUAAUAAACUUUCAAGCUUUAGUUAACCUUAUUUUUAAAUUAUAGUUGCAGAAAUGGGCAUAUCGCUUGAUGUGUAUUUACAUUUAGAUUCACAUCAGCCCCACCAACCAGUUUGCUUCUAUCUCAUAUAGAUAGUUUGUCAUUGCAAUGAUUCUCAUUCAAUUUUUUGGGUAAAUUUAAGAUGAACUUUUGCUGUCUCUUGGUAUACUUUUGAUUUUCUAUACUCACUGGUUCACAAGAGUUAGGCAUUACACUUGGUAUUACAUAAUUGGUCAAGUAUAUGAUUUCAAUUAUUUUCUAGAUUUAAAAAGGAGUGGAAAAACAUUUUUUCCUCAUUUAAGUAAGAGAUGUUGGAUGUUUUUCUGUUAUAAUAUUAAUAUCAAUCACUGUAUAAAAAACCUUUUGUGAUUUGUUUUAUGCUUGGGCACUAAAUGCCUACACCUAAACUAAUAGGGCUCAUAAAAUGAAUUGCAGCUUAGCCUCCUUAUAUACAUAUGUGCUGAAGCCAUUGUAAUCAUGAUAAAACUUUCAAAUGAAUUCCUGUAUUUGGUAUUUGCAUUCUUGUUGAUGGUGUAUAGGGUUAAGAAAUGUUUAUUUUUUUUGUCAAAUUCUAACUUUAACAAAUCAUUCAACGAGGCACCGUUCUUGUCUGAUUUAAAAUUUUAAUGAAGUCAGACCUUAGUAAUUUGGGGACUUACAUUUACCCCAAAAAUGUAUCCAACUGCUAGGCCUUUUAUUUAUUAUGUAUAUGUGUUAAUUUUAAUGAUUCAUAAAAACGGCAGUAAGGGUAAGAAAUUAGGAGGCAAAGUACAAUCUUCAGUAAAAGUUAUAGACUGGGAAUUCUUCCUCCACAUUGCAUGUUCUACAAUCCUUUGGUUAAAUAAUGUAUUUGAUCCAUAUGUCAACUGAAGGCAGUAUUUGUAGAGGCAAAAUCUUUCAGACUAUUUAAGUUUAAUAUUCUGGCCUUGAAAAUCAUUGCCAUGUUGUUAUUAUUAGACAUCAGAUCACUAGGAUUGUCCCUAUUUUUAGCUCACCGGGUCCGAAGGACCAAGGUGAGCUCAUGCCAUACCGUGGCAUCCGUCGUAUGUACGUCAACAAUUUCUUCAAACGAUUCUUCUUCUUAACCACUGAUUGGAAUUUAACUAAAUUUGACUGGAAAUAUCCCUAGGUGGUGGGGAUUCCAAAUUGUACAAAUGGUGGGGCUGACCCCCCAGGAAUCUGAGGGGCGGGGGCAAAAGGAGUCAAUUAGGCUAUAUUGCUUUAAACGACUUCUUUUCUGGAACUAAGAGAUGGAUAUCAACCAUAUUUGACUGAAAACAUCCCUAGGUGGUGGGGAUUCCAAAUUGUACAAAUAGUCGGGCUGACCCCCCAGGUGGCCGAAGGGCGGGCCAAAAAGGUUUAUUUGGCUAUAUUGCUUUAAGCAACUUCUUCUUUGGGACUAAGAGAUGGAUAUCAACCUUAUUUGACUGGAAGCUUCCUUAGGUAGUGGGAAUUCAGAAUUGUACAGAUAUGGUUGGGCUGACUUCCCAGGGGGCCGAGGGGCGGGGCCAAAAAGGAUUAUUUGGCUAUUAGUUAUUACUUGAAAUGGUUGAGAUCCCCACCCUAUAACCAUAUAUAUAAAUGCUGA